UGUAGAUGAUUUCAAAUGGAUGAGCCCAAAUCAUGCAGUGACAGUCCCAUACCUUAACCCUAUUUAUUCCCUUGCGUUCCUAUAUCUUAUUAUUCUAAUUAUGUGAAAGUCGCACCAUGCAAAGCCUAUUAUUAUUCUUACGUUGUGACCCACUACCGGUACGUACUUUCAAUUUGAGCCCAAUUCUUUGUGCACUUGACUCAAUGUCGAAGAAAUGUCGCGUUUUUUAUGACGUCAGUGAAGUGGCCAUGAUAACAUCCGCAUAAAGGAAAUGGAUUGCCAUCAAAGUCCUUGGCCCAGUAAGGCUAUUGUUUUGUGUGAUUUAGUCCUGAAGUUGCGAUUGCCGCAGAAAAUCCAUGCUUUUCUUGAAUUAACAUCAUUCCUCAACAAUGAUGCGAUUUAGGAGUUUCGUGUUGACUUGGAUCGGCUUGAUGACUGUCCAUCAUGUAGUCGGGCAGACGGUCAUAACCAACACCACCUUGGGUCCAGUUAUGGGCGUGAAGUUGGGCAUACCAGGUGUACCGACACCUGUCAUCACUCGCUAUGCUGGCAUACCGUACGCUGAACCACCUAUUGGGCAACGACGCUUCGCCAAACCCGCACCAAAAACACCGUGGGACGAUGUUCUCAACGCGACAACGUUCGGCUCCAAAUGUCCCCAAGCCAACGUUUCCUUUGAUGUGUUUAUCUCUUCACAGUUUGAUCAAUUUCUACCGAAUACAGAUGUUGAUGAGGACUGUUUGUUUUUGAAUGUGUAUGUCCCUCACGAUGUAGUUGAAGCAUUUGGACCCUUGCCUGUCAUGGUUUAUAUACAUGGUGGAGGUUUAGUUUCCGGUGAAGGUGCCCUCUAUGAUGGAACUCUCAUAGCGGUUCAAGGUCAAGUCAUCAUCGUCAACAUCAACUAUCGUCUCGGACUCUUUGGCUUCCUCAGCACCGGUGACGACUCAGCACCCGGGAACUACGGACUCUGGGACCAACGCCUUGCCAUCCAAUGGGUUAAAGACAACAUCGCAAGCUUUGGUGGUGAUCCAGACCAAAUCACCAUCUUUGGUGAGUCGGCAGGAGCAUGGAGCGUGACCUACCAGAUGGCAUCACCACUAAAUGACAAGAAUCUUUUCCAGAAGGUGAUUUCUCAGAGUGGAGUGGCUUUCCGUGGCCUGGUAAUCCCAGGUAAUUUAGCCAAGUAUCAGGCUUGGAAUCUUGCCUCAUCAUUGGGAUGCAACCUUAUCUAUGGCAUCAGCACCACACGUGAUCUGAUUAGCUGCCUCCGGGGAUUAACCAGGGAGGAGCUGAUGAGUCAAUCGAGCAUUAUAACAACAGCAGCCACGGUUGAUGGAGAGCUUCUUCCUACCGACAUCAUCUCCCUCUUAUCCCAUCCACGUGUUGGACAAUACGACCUCCUUCUAGGAGUCAAUAGCCAAGAUGGGUCUGUUUUUCAGAGUGCAGAUAGUUUCACCGCACAGGGCCUCCGUGAUGCCAUACAAAGCCAGAUUGCAAUCACAUGCCAAUGUGAUAACCCGCAGGAAAUCACCAAUGCAAUUGUUGCCUUCUAUUUUGGUGCAGACAAGUUGGAUGACGCCGAUAACAAUCUUCUUAAAUACUUAGAUGUGAUCGGCGAUAUAUACUUUGACAUUCCUGGCGCCAAUUUCCGUAAUGAACAUGCAAUGAUAUCUGCUGGUAACACUAAGACAUAUUACUACUAUUUCGACUACGAAGCUGGUAAGGAGUUUUUGCUUCGUCCUGAUUUGGCUGACCGUGUUCCCGGGGCACCUCACGCUCUGGAUGUCUUCUAUGUAUUCGGACUCGUUAACUUUCUCUUUCCAGGAAACUCAGAAGUGAAGUCAUUAUCCGACACCAUCAUAGAGUACUGGUCGCAGUUUGCAAAAUAUGGGAAUCCAAAUGGAGCCGGUUCACCUGAGUGGCCUGAAUUUGAAGCAGAGAAUGAAACGUACAUCAUUCUGGACGCUAACAUUAGGACAGGACAGCGUCUUAAAGCUGACAAAGUAACCUUCUGGAAUGACUACAUCCCAACCAUCACUGAACUCUUUGAUAUAAAGACCUGCUCCUAUGAAGUCCCUGUAAGAAGUGGCACCGAACAAAAGCCAGACAUUAAGACGGUACAGAUUUCAAGCCCAGACGGAGAAGUGUUAGGAUCUGUCGUUGGUGCUUUGCGACUCGCUGACGAGGCAAUGGGUGGGCGAGAGAUUGCUGAGUUCUUAGGAAUUCCUUACGCAAAACCACCCCUCGGCGAUUUGCGAUUUAGACCACCUCAAGACACAGGACCGUGGGGCGACCAACCACUCGGAAUCCCAGGGAUGCUACCACCCGCCUGCCCGCAAGAUGUCACAAAGGAUCCUUGGAUGGUUCGACUUGGGUUUAAUCAAACCAAUGAGGACUGUCUGACUCUUAACAUCUAUGCUCCAUCUCAAGAACCUAACGACCCUGCUUUGCCAGUACUGGUUUUUAUUCAUCCUGGGUAUGGAGUAAUAGGUACUUCCUCAAUCCAAGACGCAACUCUUCUUGCAUCUCAGGUUGAAGCUGUAGUUGUGGUGAUCAACUAUCGUCUGGGAGCUCUUGGAUUCCUGUCCACAGAAGACGAAGUAGCUUCGGGCAACUACGGACUGUACGACAUCCUGGCUGCUCUUCAAUGGGUCAAUAAGUACAUUGGGAGCUUUGGGGGUGACCCAGAACAAGUCACAGUCCAAGGCCACGAUUCAGGCGCAGUUCUUACCCACUUUCUCAUACUCUCUGAGAAGACAAAUGGUCUAUUUAACAGAGCUGUUCUCAUGAGUGCAUCUGCCAUAUCGCCACCUGUUGAUAACCCAGUCAUUCCAAGUGCAUCCGAGAAAGCAGAAGCUUUAGCCAUCAAACUGGAAUGCCCUACUACAAGCAGUGAGAUCAUGAUCAACUGUCUCCGUGAAAAGCCCGUGGCAGACAUUGUGUCCAACACUGUUACUCCUCCGUUUGGCCUUGCUUUUCCGACCGUUGUUGACGGUGAUUUAAUCAUUGACAAACCCCUCGAGUUGAUGAAAUCCGGAAGAAUCAACGACGUUGCUGUUAUGUUCGGGCUUGCACACGACGAAAAUGCCGGACCUGCAUUUUCGUUCACCGGCCUAACAUGUCCAAGUGUUGAAGAAGUUCAGCAGUACAUACAGGUUGUCAGCGGGCUUUCUUUUACUAAUCCUAAUAAAGCAGCUCUCGCUCUGAUAACGGAAUAUAUCGGGAAGGGUGGACUAGGUGACACUUGCGAGACACGGGGAAGCUUCAGACAAUUUAUGAACGAUUAUCUCUCAUUCUGGAGCACAUUGGAAGCUGCUAGACUGCACGCUGACGCCGGCCACUCUGUCUUCUUCUACUCGUUUGAUCACAAACCACCUGCUCAUUACAUAGGCCCACUUCCACCCCAAGCAGGACCCGCCUUGGCAGAUGAUCUGCAGUUCCUGUUUGGAGAUCCAUACAGUCCUCUCGUGGAUAAACUCCAGCUAUCCUACACGCUACAAGAUAAGCAGUUUACCUUGGAGCUGAUGGCAUUCUUGAAGAAUUUCAUCCACACUGGGACUCCGGGUACUUCGCUGUCUGGAGUGGAGUGGCCAGCAUUCGAUUCUAUCAACCUGAUGUACAUGUCACUCACCGACUGUCCCCAAGCCUACUCAGGCAACGACAACAACUGGCAACAUCUCCUUCAGUUCUGGGCAAGCUACCUACCGUCCAUCACUGCACCUGUCACUCCACCUGCUGAGGUUACUCCCUGCCCACCGGACCCUGAACCUUGUCUCGUCGGUGAGGGUAUUGGCUUGAAGCUUACCUCACAGGAGGCUAGUACCCUCAUUGAAGCUCUGAUAGGAGCAGUGAUAGGCGCAUUGGUGUUGGCUGUCUUCUUCUUAGGGGGUUGCUUGGCAUACAGGGCUCGAGCACGUGGGAUUGAGACUCGGAGCCAGGGAGAGAUGGGAAAGAGCAGGCCGAAUUAUUUGGAUAUUGCUGAGAGAGAAGAGUUUAAUUCAAAGCUUUGAGUGUUUGACAUCGACACAAUCGGGGUACGUUAAAUGAGGAUAUCUUAAUGAUUUACACACAAAAAAGGAAUAAUAUUGCCAAUUCCUAGGAUUUCGAGCAUAUCGUUUAGCCGCUAAAACGGAUCUGGACUGUCAUAAAUCCGCUUUACAACUUCCUUUAAAACGGAUUUAGGGCAGCAACCGUCCUUGUUGAAUCUUAUUACAUAUAUUUUGAACCUAUUUUGUUCCAAACUGGAACAAAAGUAUUAUAGUAUAGUUUAGUAUUAUAUGAUAUCAAUGCUUGUUACCACAUAACUGACCUUAUUAAAAUCUGGAGUAUUUUAUUCGCAGGUAUGCAAUUCUUAUACCUUUACAUCGAAACGCUCCACUUUCAUUUACUCAGUAUAGUUUUUUUAUUCUCAUUUUACAUCAUUAUGAUACUAUUUUCCGGUAUGCGAAAUAAUGAUUAUUGUAAGCAUGUAUAGACUAGGCGUAUAUACACUGUGUACAAAAUGUAGGACUAGCUUUUCGCUACACAGUGCGUAAUUCUAGAGAGAUAUGAGGUAGGAACUGAGCAUUGAAAUCUUGCAUAAACUGUGUUUUUUAUUAAAUAUUCCAAUUGUGUAUCAUCUGCAGCAAGAGGGGCAUGUUGUAUUUAAUCUGAACCGAAUGUUACUUAUUCCUAAAUACGAUAGUUUGUGACAAUUCGGUCAGUGGACGUUGAGCUACCUGCAAUGGCAUAUUCCAGGCAGCUGAGGGGUUACGAUCUGGCAUAAUUAAUGUCUUAACUUUGAUAUCGUAAGUAUCUCAACAAUCAGGCAACGGAUCCUUUGAAUGAAAAAACAGUGAACUUAACUGUCACAUUAAAUUAAAUAUGUAAUCGCAUUAAUAAAUAUUUUUCACCCGCAUAAACACAUUAAAUUUCAAACCUCGUUUGCAUGUCAUUUUAAAUGAAUUUAAAUUGAAUCAAAUAUAUCUCGAUUUCUAUAGCUUUAAAAAUGUUCGAUUAAAGCGUACAUUAUAUAACCACAGAUUGUGCAUUCAAUUGAUAGGAAUUCGAGAAUGUUUAGAGUAAGGAUGGAUAGUGUUUAGCUAUUGAACAUUGAUGUUUAGGAAUUGGACACAUGCUGUUUAACAUCUGAAUCUGUUAAAUGUUAUUGAUUGAUUACAAAUUGAUACCAGGCCCCCAGGGAGAAAAGUUCUUUGAUAAAUGAUGGGACUCACUACCCUGGUAAAAUAAAACGAUAAAUAAAUAAAUAACAAAUAAAAGCAUGAUAUGUGUUCACUGUUUGCUAAACAAAGUUUUGAGAGAGAAGAAUCGCCACUUAUUCAAAGACGCAGGGUAGAUCAGGGAAAGAAUACAGCAGUUUCACUGUGUUUGUAUAAAAAGCCAGCAAGGUCAUAUAAAUUCAAUGGGCCGUCGCUUAAUCCCAAAUAACUUUCUGGACAAGGUGCCGGUGACAACAAUACUUCAUUGAGCAUGCGCAAAAGGUAGAGUUCCAGUGAAAUUGCUAGUCACUAGUGAAAUUCUAAAUAAAAGGGUAACAGAUUAAUGUGUUUGACCAAAGGAAUAUCAAAAGAUUGUAAAUAAGUUCAUACAUUAUACUCCGAUAUCAGUUUAUUACUGCGUAGGAAUCCAGCAUUUGGCUUCUGAUGUCUGUAUCUUUAAUGGUUUGCAGUAGAUCCGACUU
This is a messenger RNA of Patiria miniata (bat star), 5680 nucleotides long. RefSeq lists its product as uncharacterized. The transcript is spliced from 3 exons. The record is from RefSeq and is a predicted model, not a curated record. Lineage: Eukaryota; Metazoa; Echinodermata; Asteroidea; Valvatida; Asterinidae. Bases 390 to 4010 code for a protein of 1206 amino acids.